AUGCGUGCCGGCCAAUUUUUCGCCUUUGUCUUCUCGCUAGUGGUGGUGUUCACUUCAGUGGAGGCCAAGAAGAAGAAGAAGGCUGAUAAAACUGUCACCAGUAGAGUUUACUUCGACAUUGAAAUCGGCGGCAAAGCUGCGGGUCGUAUCGAAUUCGACCUUUACGGCAAGCAAGUUCCCAAGACCGUUGAGAACUUCCGUGCUUUGUGUACUGGUGAGAAAGGAGUCGGCAAGAGUGGAAAGCCGCUUUGGUACAAGGGCUCUUCCUUCCACAGAGUGAUUCCUGGAUUCAUGUGCCAAGGUGGUGAUUUCACUCUGGGCGAUGGCAGAGGUGGCGAGUCGAUCUAUGGCGAGAAGUUCGCUGAUGAGAACUUUGGUCUGAAGCACACCAAGCCCUACCUUUUGUCCAUGGCCAACGCUGGUCCUGAUUCGAACGGAUCUCAGUUUUUCAUUACCGUUGCGAAGACCCCGUGGCUGGACGGCCGUCAUGUUGUUUUCGGCCGUGUCUCCAAGGGCGUUGAUAUUGUGAAGAAGAUCGAGGCUGUAGGAAGCCAGAGUGGCACUCCAAGUGCGAAGGUUGUGAUUGUCGACUCGGGUGAACUGCCACUUGAGAAAGAAGAGGGAGCUCCUACUACUGAGAAAGACCAAGAAUUGUGAGGAGUGAUGACAACAUCUUUUUCUAAUGGUGGGAUUUUUUCUU
Molecule: messenger RNA, 700 nt
Organism: Perkinsus marinus ATCC 50983
Lineage: Eukaryota; Perkinsozoa; Perkinsida; Perkinsidae
Product: cyclophilin 1, putative
Exons: 6
Coding region: 1-657 (218 amino acids)
Biological process (GO): protein peptidyl-prolyl isomerization; protein folding
Cellular component (GO): intracellular membrane-bounded organelle
Molecular function (GO): peptidyl-prolyl cis-trans isomerase activity
Source: RefSeq, a predicted model, not a curated record